CGCGCUGCACGGCGAAAUUCAGUCCUUGUCAUUGACCUCUUUCUUCAAGACUGGCCUUAGUGCUUCACAACUCCUCCUCGAGACUUAGAUGCAAAACUUCACUUGCUCCGCUUGCCGGCUGGUCUCGCGAUCUCGUCUCCGACAACGUCUGGUCGAGCUGCAAAAUGGCCGGCGCAGAUUGUCCUCCACGCAUCCCCAACUCCAAGAUUCGCCCUCAGAGGUUAGCGGGUCGUGGUACUGGGAUACCACUCCUCCAACCAAGGAGAACUUAGCUGCAGCUGCACACUUCUUUCAAAACCAUAAACCCUCAAGGACAUGGACGGGAACAGGUUGGAAAACCUCGGAACCCUGGCGGCGCUCCUCGAAGUCCUCGCCGCAGAACAUCCUUGUGCCAGAAGUCAUCUUUGUUGGCCGGUCCAAUGUUGGCAAAUCCACCUUGAUCAACGCCCUUACCUCUUCAGAUCUUAAUCGAGUCGGUGCCACCCCUGGAAUGACCCAGGUCAUGGCUGCGUGGGCAUUGGCAGCAAGAGACGACACUGGAGGGGCCAUAAAAGGGUGGGAUGGAGAUGUCAACCCUAAAGUCACUCUCGUCGAUAUGCCUGGGUAUGGUUUCGGGAGCAGGUCCGAAUGGGGUGCUCAGAUUGUGUCAUACCUGAACAACCGAAGAAACCUGAGAAGGGCAUUUCUGCUCGUUGACAGCGGACACGGCGUCAUGGCUGCCGACCGUCACAUGCUGGAGAUCUUCCACAAGCUUGGGAUUCCGUUCCAGAUUGUCGCCACAAAGUGUGAUCGAUUGAGCUCCAAAGUAUCAGAAGGCGACAUUCGUGAAGCAUUGACGAGACUGCGCGGUCAGGCCAAAUUCGAGGGCAAAUCGGCCUUGAUGCUAGGCGAGAUGAUCGCUGUCGGAUCGCUCGAAGAUAUCUUGACAACGAAAGGGGCAAACGAAAAUGCCCUUGGCCUGAAGAAUCUGCAAUGGGCCAUUCUCAGGGCCGCGAACCUGGAGUGGUAUGCCAUGGACAAAGCCGUGGCCCACAAAGUCAUCAGUAAAAGCGCCUCGAGUCGCCCUAGCCCCAUCGGCGCCGAGAUAUCGCAUUUGAUCCAAGGGAAGGAAUCCGAAUCGGAACCUGCACAGUCGCCAGGAAGUGCAUCAACAGCACUCCCAAACUUGAGCCUCCAGGAAUUCAUGCGUGAGAUCUUGGGCACUGGCUCAGAAGCAAGUGCCUCAACCUCAACCGAAGCCCAAGGACACCGCGAGCCACCUAGGGUCUUUGAUUCUUUGAGAAAGCCCGGGAGCCGCAGUUCUGAAAAGGCCAACGCUAGCUCGUCUUUACACGACCAACUUGAUUUCGUAUACAAAGAGUUGAAUUCUCGAGCCCACCCAAAGCCCGAGAGUACGAAUACCAUUGCGGAGCACGUAGCGAGUCCGCUUGAAUGCACGUCCGAACCCCCUGCAUUUCCCGUAUCUCCCUCCGCCAAUAAGACACCCUCGCACUCGCCUCUCUCCAGCAAAAGCGUCUCGCAAGGCAUCGAUGCCUUUGAAGGGAUGUUUGCGGACCCACCGAAACCGUCCAAGUUGAAGAAACAACAGCAAUCCCGGACUCUCCACCAACGGCGUCAGAACCGAGCUGUGGCAGAGACAAGCACCAUUUCAUCGGAGCCAAAUCCCUCGCAACCCAAGCCUACAACGCAGCAGCAACCGGGGUUCGUCGGGAAAGGCGUCUCGCAGGGCUUGGACGCCUUUGAAGCCAUGUUUGCGGAACCACCCAAGCCGAGCAGACGGCAGCGGCAGCAGCAGCCUCAACAAACCAAACGCCGUCGUCAGAAAGCUCCGGCGACGACGGCGCGCCAGAACGAGUCCAUGACCACCCAGCCAGCUCGCGACCCGCCUGCUCUGACGGGCAAAGGCGUCACCCAAGGCUUCGACGCUUUCGAGUCCAUGUUCGCCGACCCCGAGCCACGCUCUGGCGGCGGGUCGAGCUCGAAUCGGAGAAGGAGGAGGCAAUAGAGGACCGGACUGGAGCGGAUAGACGGGAGGGAAAGAAAGUGCAGCGAUUCCGUUCGGUGGCGUUUCUGAGAUAUCGGGCAUGGAGACUCUGUGGGUCGGCCAGUUACCAUACUGGUUGUGGAGACGGUAGAGCGUUGCAGGGGAUGAAUGCAUGUACUAUAUGUGAAGCAGACCUGGUGCGGAUCAAGAGUAGAAGGCUUCUCACGGACCUUGGGCCCGCGGUGUCGUGAACACCUUUGUCAUACAGCCCAAUGCUGCUGUUGUAGACCUAAUGAUCCGAACAAUGGACAGCCCUCUCCACGCUAUUCUCAUCACUGACAGCCCUGCAGUCUUGGAUCGAAGGGUACAUAGCGCUUGAGGUUGGAAAGACCGUAAACAUGUUCAUUGCGUAUGUGUCCGUAUGGUAUGGAUGGCUAUGUUUAGCGAAUUAAGAACAAUGCCCUCAAAGCUGGGAGGUCGAGAAAUCCUGGGCGCGCUCUCCAAGCAGCGCGAUCAACAAUUCGAACA
This is a messenger RNA of Cladophialophora immunda, 2512 nucleotides long. Its product is annotated as ribosome biogenesis GTP-binding protein YsxC. NCBI's taxonomy places the organism in Eukaryota, Fungi, Ascomycota, Eurotiomycetes, Chaetothyriales, Herpotrichiellaceae. Gene Ontology annotation, molecular function: GTP binding. Bases 89 to 2005 code for a protein of 638 amino acids. Gene Ontology annotation, cellular component: mitochondrion. The transcript has a single exon. The record is from RefSeq and is a predicted model, not a curated record.